UAGCCCCUCCCCUUUAAGGGAACGGGGCGGGGCUACGCUUGCUGCAGAAACCUGCCCUUUAAGAGCGCCCCGUUUCCUUUCGCUGCUGCUGCUGCAGCUGGUGCUGAAAGCCAGCUCCCAAUCGCCGCCGUCGCCCCUGCCGCCGGAGGAGUCCGGGCCUCGCUUUGCCAUGGUGUCCUGGAUCAUCUCCCGGCUGGUGGUUCUGGUUUUUGGCACCCUGUACCCUGCCUAUUCUUCUUACAAAGCUGUGAAGACGAAAAAUGUGAAAGAAUAUGUUAAAUGGAUGAUGUAUUGGAUUGUGUUUGCCUUCUUCACCACAGCAGAAACACUCACAGACAUCAUUCUGUCUUGGUUUCCCUUUUAUUUCGAGUUGAAAAUCGCAUUUGUGAUCUGGCUGCUCUCUCCUUAUACCAAGGGAUCCAGCGUCCUGUACAGGAAGUUUGUUCACCCAACGCUCUCCAAUAAGGAGAAGGAAAUAGAUGAAUAUAUUAGCCAGGCCCGUGACAAGAGUUAUGAAACUAUGAUGCGUGUUGGCAAGCGAGGAUUAAAUCUGGCAGCAAAUGCAGCAGUUACUGCAGCUGCAAAGGGCCAGGGGGUUUUGUCUGAAAAACUUCGGAGUUUCAGCAUGCAAGACUUGACUUUGAUUCGAGAUGAUGACACAAUGCAUUUGCAAAGCCCUGAGUCACACAUGCAUACGUCUUCUAAGGGCCAUCUUGAAACUAUUGAUGAUUCAGGUGCAUCUUUUUACUCUUCAUCUGAGGACAUGGCUAUGACUCAGAGACAUAAUGGAACACAGUCUGAUUCUAGAACUGAACCAUCUGAUGAUGAUACAGGAGACAAAGUUCCCAAACGAACCCAGAGCCUUAAAGCUCCUAAGAAAACAAUAAAGACUGAGCCUCCACAGAAGGUAGUGAAAGCCCGUCCCAAGAAGAAAGCUACAGGCUCCACUGCUGUUGGCGAAUCAGCCUAAGGACAAUCCAACUGAAAAUCUGUCCCAGAGCGCUCUUCUGCCACUGUGAGGGACACUCUCCAAGGAAUGGGAGCUGAGAUCAUGUACAUAACAGCUACUGCUUUGUAGAGCUCAUUCCCAGGCGAGAUGGUGAUUGAAAUUUGGCACACAGAUCAGAGGAUGGCCAUCCUCAGGAAUUAUAUACUCUUCAUCUCUGUGAUGGAAAAUGCUAAUCUGUCUGUAUAUAGCCUGUUGUUUUGGGAUUCCCUCUCCAUGUGUAACCCUAGUAGAGAAACUCUUUGCUGGAAUACCUCUUUAAUUAGGGUUAGAACCACUUUUGGCAGAGAGGCUGGUUAAAAAAAAAAUUGGUGCAAUUGAAAUUCUAAUUUGCAUGGAGAGCUCCUAGUAGCUCUUCACUUGCUGUAUGAUUUAGCUGCUAUGGGGAAUUGUUGGGAAGUGCCUGAAGCAAGGUGACUGGUACUGAAAACUAUCCUUUCAAAAUUGUUUCAGCAAAAGAAAGAAGGAGAAGUGAUAGUUUGCUGUAAACGCAACAUCUUCGCUGUCCGUGAAGUGGGUUUUAGCAAAGAAUUUCUUGGCAGGGGGUGGGGGUGGGCGGGCUGCAGUGACUUUGAGGAAAAGACUAAUAGUGAUGAGAAUGAAAGUGGCUGGCUUUGCUACCAGUAUCUGGUCUUUCUAUGCAGAAGCCUCUUUUGCUUGGGUGGAAUUAUUGUGACUUUGCUUAUGUUAAGUAUUGGAAAGGGGAAAUGUUUUUUUAAAAGUAGAGGAAAGAUGACAAAACUAAGUGAAUCGUGGCUGGAGGACGACAUAUGGGAAUGCUUGAGCCUAGAUCACUCUCUCCAAAGAGUUAGAAUCCUGAAUAAUUACAAUCUAAGUAUCAAACCUUUGGACCCCUUCUUCAGAGUUGCCUUGAUAUUUUAGGUUUUAUAGAUUGGUCUGUUUUCUGUAAGAAUUAUUUCAAAGAAGUGGUUGCGUGAAAGCAGUUGGUCAAUAGUAAGCUGAAUGGUACAUAAGUUUCUGCUGGCUUUUGUUUGCAGUCAGAUUAUAAAUUGAAGUUAAUCAGUACAUCCAGGCAAGCUGGCCAAAAAUAAUAAUCCUUUUUGGAGUUUUUCUGAGUGGCAUUUUGUAAUAAGUGGUAGGGACAUUUCCACUUAUUCUAAAUGUAAACAAUUGAUGCGGCUACUCAGCUCUCAGGAAUUACUACUUUCUACCAUCCAAAUCUUCCAUUGUUCUCUACUUGUGCUAUUUACUUGGUAGAGACAGUACUGUUUGGUGUUAGGUGACCACAAGAAUUCAGAUUUUAUAUAGAAUGAUGAUAGUACCUAAUUGGUAAUGAAACAACUGCAAGAAAGCAACCAAGCUCAGAGAGAAACAAGGACCCUAUAGAAUUACAAUAAAAUCAAUGAAAGUAAUCCUUAAAAUGUACCGUUUCACAAACUUUAACAUAAAUACAAUAAUCUAAAAUUAUAAAGUUAGGAAGCUUAGAUAAAUACUAGUGACUCUGAUUUUUACUAGGUUAGCUCCAUUUUAUGAAUACCAUAUACAUCAAGGCCACCAGUCUUUAAAGAUGAAGCAAAUCUUUGCCUAUUAGGUUUAUUCACAAGAUCUUAGGUGGCAGUAUCAGCUUUUAGAUAUGCAACAUAACACUUCAGUGUGUUGUUUGAAAACUUGUUUCCUAGCACAGGCUACCGCAUUUACUAAUUUCUAAACACGUUUGUUCAAAUUAAUCUAUACUGAGUUCAGUGGGACUUAUGUCCUAGUAAGCAUACUUUCCAAAGUUGCCUCUUUAAACUAACUCUCUUGUUUUGCAUUGUUGUUAUGAGAUGCAGAGAUAAUUAAGAUUACAAAGGAAUUUCCUUUAAAGAAAUUGUUUUUAGUCUACUUCCAGUUAAAAUUACACAUCCCUCCACUUUGUGUUGAACUUCUGGUUUGGACAUCUGUCAGUUCUUUUUCCGCAAGGACAAAGAGAAUAUUCACAGUGUAUUUGCUGUUCUCUUUCCUCCCGGGCAGUGUUUAAUGCCAAAGACUUGGCAAACAAUUAAAUGCAUUUUUUAAAAUUUGUCAAGGAUACCCUAAAUAUGAAAUUAGCCUUUUAGUAGUUGGAAAAUUGACUUUGCUGAGAAUAAAAAUAUAGAAGCCUGCUAUACUUUCUAGUUAGUUGAUUGCUCUUUCCCAACACUCUGCAAUUAUUCUUGAGUGGUCCUGUUUACAAGGGGUUUAGGUAUGAAACAACUCCAUUUAUAUAUAGAAAAUAUGACUAGGAAAAGGAAGUGCAGUUGGAGUCUGGUUUGACUGUACUGAAAACCUUUAUAUUUCUGCAGUAUUAGGGGGGGAGGAGUGCUCCCUUCCAGAGUGAAAGUUGCAAGGCUUUAUCCAACUGCUCUUUGUGUUUUACAGCACAUUCUGAUUUUUUUGUUUAUACAUACCGGCACCUUUUAUUUCUCACAACAUGUAUAUUAGAUUGCUCCUGGGAGUCGUGAUUCUUUGUUUGUCAGUGAUUUGCACAGAAGUUAAUGGAUUAGGUUCACAGCAAUCAUUCUUGUACAUUAUUCUCAGUUUCCGCAGUGACUGUUAGCAGUACUUUCCUGGAUAAUUAAAGCUCCUGCAAGAGGCUUGUCGCUCUAUAAAUUCACCUUCUCCCCAUCCCAUCAAGUCUAGUCUUGAGAAAACUUCUAUUGUAAAUGUUCAAAUUAGCCUGCCCUGGAUACGCUUGUCAUUUACAUUAUUUGUUCAUGUUCGCAUUGCAGCCGUGUGUGUGUGUGUGUGUGUGUGUGUGUGUGUGUGUGUGUGUAAGUGUGUGAAAUUCCUUUCUCACCCCAUGAAUUGUCUGCAUCUUCCUCAAUCUUAUGUCUUCUACCAGAGGCCUGGACAUUUAAGGGUUCUGUGCAGUAUCUUAGAUCUUUCUAGCACUGUACUCUUCUUGGCAGAGAACUCUGAUGUUGGAGCCCUUCUCCUAGUCUAAGAGUCACAGCCCUUGGGAUCAUUUUGGUCUUUAUUUUUCUCAUCCUCUCCAGUUCCUCCUUCAGGGCCAGGUUCUUUUCCAGCAUCUCAUACUCCUCCUUCCUGAUGUUUCUGUCACUUGACACAUCUAUCACCACCUCUGUCUUCGGGUUCUUUCUUUCUUUCUUUCUUUCUUUCUUUCUUUCUUUCUUUCUUUCUGUCUUUCUUUCUUUCUCUCUCUCUCUCUCCCUCCCUCCCUCUCUCUCUCCCUUCCUUCCUUCCCUCUUUCCUCCCCUCCCUUCCCCUCUCCUCCCCUUCUCUCUGCCCUUCCUCUCUCUCUCUCUCUCUCUCUCUCUCUCUCUCUCUCUCUGUGUGUGUGUGUGUGUGUGUGUGUGUGUGUGUGUAUGAUACUCAUGACCGUUCACUUUUUUGACACCUUUCAAGAACAUUAUAUCACUGGCCUGCAUUCAGCUUUGUAGAUAUAUAUUACAGCCUUAACAGAUCUUUCAUUUUGGUUGUCAGUCUGAGUUUAAAGGAUCUGACAGCUCUGUUAUGUGGUUCCUGGAUAUUUGGCUUAGUGUUUUUCUUGUUCACUUCAGUGCUGAAGAUGUGGCUUCUUCUAACUUAUUUUUGUACUAAUUAAAAACAAUGCCCAUGAUUUUCAUCAAUGUCAUUUGAACUUCUGUUGCAAAUGAGAGGAAUGUUAGUAUAUUUCACAUGGCUCUUAUUCAUUUCUGGGUUUUCAAGAUUCCUAGGAUGAUUCAGGGGAGUAGAUUGGUAUUCAAAUUCUUUAUUUGAAAUUCACUUUUUUCCUGAAUGAAUGCAAUCAAAACACAUGGUAUUAAAUAUAUAAUUAAACAUUUUGCUGAUUUUUAAAAACUGUAAGUAUCAAUUGAAACAGAAAAAGGAACUAAUCAGGUAUGGGCAUAUAUGGGAUGAUAUUUAAGUUUUUUCUUGUACACCAGCUGCUAUUCGAUAUAAAAGGAAAAUUCCAGUUAGCAUCAGUGAAAACUUUCAGAUUAAUGUUUGGCAGGACUAUUGCAUAGGAAAGAAAGGAAUAAUUUUUAUUGGAUUCCUAAUGCAGAUCAGUCUCCCUUUCCAGCAGUUGUUAUUUAUAGUGAGAAAAAGUUAUACAGAUUACCUGUAAGUAAUCCAUUCUGGGAGUGAAUAAUUUCCUUACAUAAUUAUAGGACUACCAGAUCUAAAAUAUAAAAAUCUGAACAGCCACUGGAUAACAGCAAAGAAUUUGAAUUUAUUGCCAUCUAAUGAUCCAUCAAAGAUAUUUUCAAUCAAGUCCUAAUAGCCCGAUUAAAUACAUUUUUGUUAAAUGCCACAACUGUAUGCACAGUUAUUUGGACAAAUCCGCGGUUUGACAAUAGAAACACUGUGUGCAGCAUAUGCGCAUAUAAAAAGAUAUUGCAAAACUACAAAAGAUGUAGAAAAUGACAACAGCUCCCCUCUGUGGAAAGAUACUGUUUUUUUUGUUUAUAAAAAUGGCAAGCAAGAGGAAAAUGAUAGAGGUCUAUGGAAUUAGGCGUAUUUUCUUCCCUAUUUCAUCAUAUUAAAACUCAGCGCCAUGCAGUGAAGUUAAAUGUAGGAAGUUCAGGACAAAUAACUUUCAGCAUUUCUCCACACAACUCAUAGUGCAUAACUUUGAGGGAUUGGAUAAAUGCACGGAGAAUCAUAAGGAUAUGCAGGAGGCCGGACUGUUGCAGGAUUGUGAUGCAAACUCUACACUUUACAUACUAGUAUGCAACAGUAAAGAAAGUACAAAAAGACGAAGUUUGCAUUGUGAUGUCACAAGUUUAGUCAUUUUGGCUACAUUAAGAACAGCCACCUAAGUGGAGAAUGGUUAUUAAUUAUGACAAUUAUCAGAUGUUUCUGACUAAUUCUGGUUUAGGAGCACAAAGGAAAUUAUUUAUUUAAUUUAUUUAUUUAUUGCGAUUUAUAUGCCGCCUUUCUCCCUAGGGACUCAAGGCGGCUUACAAAAUGACAACAUCAAUACAAAUCACAAUACAAUACCAAAUUAAAAUCAGUAACCCAAUUAAAAAACGAUUUAAAAUUAUACCAGCGUAUACCAAUUAUGCUGUUGCCUUCAUGUUCUAUCUACGAACUUCCCAUAGGCAUUUGCUUGACCAGUGGCUGAAUAACUGAUGGGCUAUGGUCUGAUUGAUCCAAUAAAGCUGGACUGAAAGAUUAUAUCAUUAGUGCUUUAUGCUGAAAGAUUCUGACAAUGAGACUGUUACAGAGAAACUAAUAAUUAUUUAAAAUUUGUAACUUCAGUUCACAUUAGUUUUAUAAAACAGUUCUUGAUUUGCCCUUCAGAAUGGAAGAACUAAGAUUAUCUUUGGUAAUUUAAUAGCAAAUGUAGAGUGCUCAGGUUCUGCAGGAUCACAGUGCAUACCUUGUUGUUUGCAAUGCCACAGAUAUGCUCCCAAAAUUCAUUUAAAAAUUCCCCCCAAAUUUUAAUUGUGAAAAUUAUGGAAACUUUAAUUUAAUUAAUUAGUCAGAUUGUACUCAUUUUAAUUACAGUUUUUGUUCUGCCCCUACCCCUUCCUUUAUCCUAGUUAGGUUCACUGUACAACAAAUCACUCAAAGACCAAGUGUGACCCUCAGUCCAUCAAAGGUGGUACAGCCAUUAUCGAAGGGGGUGGUAAUAAUAUAAUUCUUAUCCUGUGUUCAUAUCAUAGUCUUCCUGUUGUGAUUUGUAUCAUUACAAUUACAAAAUAUAACGUUAUUUAGAGGAAGAAUAACAUGUCUGACUAUCAAAAAGUUGGAUUGUGUUAUUUUAUAUAUAAACCAGACAGUGUCAAAUAUUUAUUCAGGAAUUCAAUGCCUUUUAUGUUUUCAACCAGUGCUGCUUGUAUGGGGUAGAGUAAAUAUCGACAAAAGCUUUUAUCUCCAUUUCAGGAACAAAUGUACUUUCUUACAGUGCUUAGAAUGAAACAUUUUUUAAUACCAUGGCUGUGGUAUUCAGGUUUUUGCAUUAUUUCUUUUUUGUUUUGUUUUUUCAGUCAAAUUGGUCAUAACAUUAGUAACAGUUGCUUUUAUGUUUGUGAGUGUUCAGUGAAGCACAAAAAGGGCAAGCUGUUAUUGUAAACAAACAAGACUUUUGAGUUUUGCAUAAUCUUUCAUUUUGGAGCAGCUUAUUAGCUGAUAAAAAGCACUCCAUUUUCAGUGUUGAUAUAUAAAUCCAGUGUUCGGCAACAUAAUCUGUGCUCCCAAAUUCAGCUAGCUCCUUUAGCCAGAAUUAUUGCAAGGUUUAGCCUGUUAUGUGUUUACAUUUUCACUUAUGUUAUGUCAAAGUCAUCCUUUGCAAUCAUAAAAUGACUUGUUUGAAUCUUCAUGGGAGCUCAGGAGGAGAGCCAAAAAUUGUGGUUUAUAAUCCUGAAAUGUCAGCAAUUUGCUUUCUCUGUGGUAGUCAUGACAAUAUGGCAGUGUACAUUUUCUCUGUUUCCUGCCAGAGAAAAUAGCUAAAAAGAGGUACAGUGUGUCAAGCAUUUUAACAUGUUACCUUGAUUAUGGAUAUUAUAUCAGUUCUGCAGAAAUCUAUAAGAGCACUUGGUGGCAGCAAAGAUCUAUUUGCUGCUAGCUAAUCCUCACUUGGAUUUGUGAAGCCCUAAUCUUGAUUGUUCAUUUAAAAUUUUAUUGAUUGUUUUGCUGCUAUGAAAAGUCCUCAGCAUAGAUACUUAUUGAGUUUAGAGAACAGUUUUUCAAACAAUUGGGGGAAGUAUCCACUUAGAGGCUAUAUACCAGUAUGUAUAACCUUUAGACAGAGAGAAUGUGAAUGAAGUACUACCUCUCGGCAGUGUUCCGUCAUUUAUUAAUAUAUUUAAUGUUUUAAAAUAAAAUAUCUUGAAGCAUGAAAUGAACCAGGAAACAUUGACUUGUGGUAUAGGUAAUCAAUUUAGCCCCCAUCCCUUGACUUGUAUGGGACGAUUCAAAGCAUCUGGUAUUAACAGUUAUACCAGAAAAGAAAAUGAAAAAGUCUUGCCUCUCCUCGGCAGUCUUGCAUGUGCUGUUCCCUAGAAUAACUGACUGAAACAACUGUCUGCAUUUUGGGGAAGAGGAAGAAUAUCUUUACUUCUGAACAGGGCAGGGUAGAACAAGGAAAUCUAACUUGCAGAAUCAAUGAUUGGAGGAGAUUGUCCCACAGGACAGAUAUGACUAAGCUGAGGAAUAAAAGGGGAUUUCCAAGAAGAUGAGAUAAUAACUACUUGUUCCCAAGUUCUGUUUAGACUUGGAGGAUGAGUCAGCUUACAUGAGCUGAUACAAAUAGCUCAACGUAUCAGCAGUCAACUUUGGUGAAGCCGUGUCUUCUUCUUCUUGAGCAAAUGCUCAGCAGAACACAGCUCAACUGCUGCACACCAUUAUAUCAAGUCUCAUAGUUGAAUAAGCAAUGAGAAACAUUUCCUUUGCCAUGUCUCAACCACACAGUAAGCUACUUUCAAGGUGUCAUCUGCAUAGAUAUUUGCCAUACCCAUCAUGUCUGACAACUUACCUCUUCUUAAAAAGAAGAAGGCUACCUCUUCUCUAUUCACUGUCCUCACAGCUGCUGAUUUAGAGUGGAGAUGUUGCUUGUCUCUUCCAUCUUGCAGUGACCUCCUUAAGAUAUUGCUCUGUUCGAUGCAAAUUAGUUUACUAAUCCAGAAAAGCUUGUUUUGGGAUCUUUCCCUCCUCCAGGUAUCGUUAUUCUGACUCAUGGAACACCUGUAAAAAUAUUUGUAUCUCACCUCUAAAAAGAUGUACCUGCUGCCUUAUAGGAGGAGACUGUUGCCUCCUCUUUUUGGGGAGGUAACCAUUCUUGUGUAUGUGAAAUUGCUGCAUUCCUGAAAAGAACAUCCUUCUUUUCUUUGGCAGAUACCCUUAUGCCUAUUUUCACACAUGCCAAUCUAUAUAUUUUGCCAUAACUGACUUCUUAAAAAAAAUAUGUGGAUAGCAAGGAAAAAUUAUAGUAAGAGCAAAUAUUCCGGAAUUUACAUUCGCACAUUAAAAAUGUGAAUUGGAAUUCCAGAAUAUGGAUAUUCCUACCUAAUGCCUGUAUACUAUAUGUAUGUCAGAACCUCUGUGCAACUCACCCAUCUACUGUAUAUUAUUUGUCAAUCUUUAGUAAUGAUUUAACUGAUUUUUGCAGGCUCUCGGUGGUUUAUGAGAUUUAUUUCUAUCACUUUCUAUCAUUUUAUUAAUGGUCAUAGUUAGUUGUGGCCCAGUAAGAAAAGUAUUAGGGAAAUGUUUAUUUGCAUGGUUAUUUGAAUUAUUUUAAUUGAAAUUGCACACACAUAAGAUACACACACACACUACAUUAUACCACAUUUGGUGGUGGAAACACUACAUUUGGUAAGCGUUUUGUUUGAAUUAUUAUUAUUUAAUCCAUUUGUUCUUAGUAUAGCUUGGUAAUAACUCACUUGAUAGAACUUUAUUAGAUUCUGUUUCUCUUCUGUUCCAAACCCCUUAAACCCUUUUUCUUUGCAUAUUUGUUACUGUUCAGAAUGUUUGUGCUAAAUUUCCUUUGUCCUCAACACAGUAUGGCAGCUAUCGAGCGAUUAUAAUUCGAAAUUAAAAUAUUGGGGCCAGUGAAAUCUAAUGUGUUGUGGAAUUCCAGAACAGAUGGUGCACUUUACAAUAGUCACCCAUGCUAUGAAAUCAAUUUUUUCUGAACUUCUCUGAGCCAAAAUGAUGGAUUUUUAUGUUAGAUUUUGGGUCUCUGAAGCUGAUAGAUAUUUGAACAAUAUUUGAACAAGUGUUUGCAAUUCCAGUAUCAAAGCUGCUACCGUACUAUUUGCAAUGAGGAAGUGGAAUCAGAAAUAACACGGAAUGUACAAAAAAAUA
Molecule: messenger RNA, 9736 nt
Organism: Pantherophis guttatus
Lineage: Eukaryota; Metazoa; Chordata; Lepidosauria; Squamata; Colubridae
Gene: REEP2
Product: receptor accessory protein 2
Biological process (GO): endoplasmic reticulum tubular network organization
Cellular component (GO): endoplasmic reticulum tubular network; cytoplasmic microtubule; endoplasmic reticulum membrane
Molecular function (GO): taste receptor binding; microtubule binding
Source: RefSeq, a predicted model, not a curated record